AUGGCUCGAAUUCUUCCUUGCCUUUUCCUUGUCCUUCUUGCUGUUUCUCCAUUCCUCGCUUCUCCAUCAAACCCAUUGAAUCUCAAAAAGCAUCAUGGAGCUAUGUGUGAUGUUUGCAAGGCUCUGGUCGAUGGAGGAGAGAAAGUUGGAGAUGAUGAUCUCGAUGCAUGGCUCGAUGUGAAUAUUGGAACUCUCUGCUGGACAAUGCUUCUCCCACUUCACCACGAAUGCGAAGAAGAGUUGAAGAAAGUGAAGAAAGAGUUGAAGAAGGAUAUUGAAAAUAAGGAAGCUCCAGAGAAAGCUUGCAAGGAUGUCGAUUUGUGUUAA
Caenorhabditis remanei is the source of this 327-nucleotide messenger RNA. RefSeq lists its product as uncharacterized. The record is from RefSeq and is a predicted model, not a curated record. Bases 1 to 327 code for a protein of 108 amino acids. NCBI's taxonomy places the organism in Eukaryota, Metazoa, Nematoda, Chromadorea, Rhabditida, Rhabditidae. The transcript is spliced from 2 exons.